GCGCCGCGGCGUCAGAUCGCCUGGAUUAUUCCUGCCGUGGACUUCUCCGUAUUUCCCGACUGUCAGGAGGAUUUUGCUGCCUUCCGAGCGCUCGGGGUCCGUAGUAAGGUUUUUGGCUCUCCGGCUUCGGAUUUUGCAUUUUCUCUCUUGGGACUGUCGUGGGCUGCUUUUCACUGUGGAUUAUAACUGCAACAUGACUCUGGAAGAGCUGGUGGCGUGCGACAACGCAGCACAGAAGAUGCAGACGGUGAGCGCCGCGGUGGAGGAGCUGCUAGUGGCUGCGCAGUGCCAGGACCGCCUCACCGUGGGGGUGUACGAGUCGGCCAAGCUGAUGAAUGUCGACCCUGACAGUGUGGUCCUGUGCUUGUUGGCCAUUGACGAGGAAGAGGAGGAUGAUAUUGCCCUGCAGAUCCACUUCACCCUUAUUCAGUCCUUUUGCUGUGACAACGACAUCAACAUUGUCCGGGUGUCUGGCAUGCAGCGCCUGGCACAGCUGCUGGGGGAGCCAGCCGAGACCCAAGGCACCACUGAGCCCCGAGACCUGCACUGCCUCCUGGUCACGAACCCUCACACAGAUGCCUGGAAGAGCCACAGCCUGGUGGAGGUAGCCAGUUACUGUGAAGAGAGCCGGGGGAACAACCAGUGGGUCCCCUACAUUUCCCUCCAGGAGCGCUGAGACCCCUCCCAGCAUCAGAACCUGUCGGAGGAGUUGCUGCCAAAAAACUAAAAUAAAUAUUUGACCCCCUCCCCCCAGAACAACCCCCCAAAACAAACUAACCAAUGAGACCAUCGGGGGCAGAAUCCUUGGAGACUGGAGACAAGGAGAGGGGAGUGCAUGGCCACCCCCUGGGUGGUGAGCCUGGAACAGCGCCAGUGGUGGCCACCGUGAGAAGAGGAGAAGGGAACUCAGGCCAGCAGGAGAGGGGACCCUGGAGCUCAGGCCUGAGCUCUGCUCAGGCCUCUGACAGAGCAGAAGCUGCAGUGGGGAAGGGCCUGGACUCCACACUUUAGGGUGGGGUGAGACCAGUGGCAUCCCCCACCCUUCUUGAGGCUGGAGCUGACAUCUGCAAACAGGCCUUGGUUGACGAGGGUCUGCAACCCUCGCCAGGACUAAACUUUGGAACUUGGGAACUGGAGCUGAUGUUGCUCUGUACCCAUGAACUCCCAGUUUGCAAACUAAAUAGACAAUCUAUUUUGUUACUUGCACUGUGACUUGAACCACUGAGAGAGACCGGAAGCUUACAGAUGCAUACAUCUAUUUUACUUCUAGAUGAUGGCCUUUUAAUAAAUUUCUAAAGCUUC
Messenger RNA from Artibeus jamaicensis (Jamaican fruit-eating bat), 1302 nucleotides. RefSeq names its product growth arrest and DNA damage inducible beta (gene GADD45B). Gene Ontology annotation, cellular component: nucleus; cytoplasm. Gene Ontology annotation, biological process: regulation of cell cycle. The transcript is spliced from 4 exons. The coding region runs from base 194 to 676 and encodes 160 amino acids. The record is from RefSeq and is a predicted model, not a curated record. NCBI's taxonomy places the organism in Eukaryota, Metazoa, Chordata, Mammalia, Chiroptera, Phyllostomidae.